AUGUACAUUUUGUUGCUGGCCCCCAUUUUGAGGAUAGUAAACGCCGAAUAUUUUGGAGUGCCUCUUGGCAAGCUUGAGAAUGCCGACCUUCGGCUUGACGUUGAUGUGUUCAUCGCGAAUUCAACGAUGCUACAAUUACCGGGAUUUAAGAUAGAGACAGGUGAAGAGCGCAACGGACUCUCCUUGGUGACUCGUGGUGUAUUCUUCUAUUUUGAAGACGACGAGGGCAAGAAGGUACCUGCCCCACGCGCCGGUACGAUAUGCCAAAGCCCUGGCGGUGACUAUUUUUCGACGUGGAGCAGUACAUUUGCCGGGAAUCUUCAAGGAGUAGCGUACAACGUGAACCGAAUCUGGAGACCUGUCUGGGCG
Messenger RNA from Mesorhabditis spiculigera, 369 nucleotides. NCBI's taxonomy places the organism in Eukaryota, Metazoa, Nematoda, Chromadorea, Rhabditida, Rhabditidae. The record is from the annotation of a GenBank genome assembly.